ACAGAAUAGACCCUAACCUCGGAGGGACACGGAUUGCAAAACAAGGGCGGUAUUCCGUUACUGUCCGACACGGCGACACCUCAGCCCUCAGGUAGCCCCGUAGCCGCCUAGCAGGGCCGUGCUCGAGAAAAUUAGGAGACCAACAGCACGAAGGGGGAAAAAAGGAGAGCAGAAAUCCCCAAUCCCUCCUCACUUCGACCCUUGCUCGGAAUCUCCCCGCAGCGUCCGGCUGAAUCCAUUCGAUUCACUCAUGGUAGGCUUCGUCUUCUUCUGCUGAUUCGCUGGAUCGUCUCCACCGACGCGGCUGCGCCCACACCUGCCGUCACAGCCAUGGAGCCGCGCAUCGGCAACAGGUUCCGCGUCGGCCGCAAGCUGGGGAGCGGCUCCUUUGGGGAGAUCUACCUCGGCACCAACGUGCAGACCAACGAGGAGGUCGCAAUUAAACUGGAAAAUGUUAAGACGAAGCAUCCUCAAUUGCUUUAUGAGUCAAAAUUAUACAGAAUACUUCAAGGAGGAACUGGGAUUCCAAAUGUUAAGUGGUUUGGCGUUGAGGGUGAUUACAAUGUUUUGGUUAUGGACUUACUGGGACCGAGUCUUGAAGAUCUUUUUAGCUUUUGCAACAGGAAGUUGUCCCUCAAAACUGUUUUGAUGCUUGCUGAUCAAAUGAUCAAUCGAGUUGAGUUUUUUCAUUCCAAGUCAUUCUUGCAUAGAGAUAUCAAGCCUGACAAUUUUCUCAUGGGUCUCGGGAAAAGAGCAAACCAGGUUUAUGUUAUCGAUUUUGGACUUGCAAAGAAGUACAGAGAUACAUCAACACACCAGCACAUUCCAUACAGAGAGAACAAGAACUUGACUGGAACAGCAAGAUAUGCAAGUGUAAAUACCCACCUUGGAAUUGAACAAAGCCGGAGGGAUGACAUGGAAUCUCUUGGAUAUGUACUGAUGUACUUCUUGCGAGGAAGCCUUCCAUGGCAGGGCCUGAAAGCUGGGAACAAAAAACAAAAGUAUGAAAAGAUCAGCGAAAGGAAAAUUGCUACUUCAACUGAGGCUCUCUGCCGUGGAUAUCCUACCGAAUUUGCUUCUUACUUCCAUUACUGUCGCUCACUGCGUUUCGAAGAUGCACCGGACUAUCAGUACCUGAAGAGAUUGUUCAGAGACCUUUUUAUUCGGGAAGGUUUUCAGUUUGAUUAUGUUUUUGACUGGACCAUUCUAAAGUACCAACAGGCACAGAUGACCACUGCUCCACCUCGUGCAAUUGCUCCAGCAGUAGGACAAAGCUCUGGGAUGGCUCCUGUGGCAAACAACAAUAGACAUUCAGGCACUGAAGAGGGAAGGAGAAGCGGGUGGUCUGACAUGGACCCAAUGCGACGCCAGGCUCCACCACCAGUUAUAAAUGCAGGCAGCCUAGCCAAGCAGAAGUCGCCUGUUCGGCCUGAGACAUCAACAUCGAAAGAUGCUGUGUUCUCCAGUUCGACUUUUUUGGGACGUUCAAGCGGAUCGUCAAGGCGGCCUGCUGUAUCUAGUAGCCGAGAGCUAAGCACUGAAGCGGAGCAAACACGUAGCCGCACAACUGACGCGAGCCCAGGGGCAUUCCAGAGGUCUGGAGCUCCACGGUGGAGCCCGCAGAUGCCUGAUUCCUCGGACGGCAGGCGUUCGUCUUCCAGCAGGCGCCACUCAUCUAACCCCAAGAACUACGAGUCUACCAUUAGGGGCAUGCAGGGCCUAAACUUUGAUGGCGAUGACAGGGUGCACUAUUAGCAUCUCAUCUGUCUGGGAGGGUGCAUCGCCUCCCCUCCCCAUAGAUGGAUGUACCAAGGACGGCCAGAUAAUAAGAGGUUUGGGUGAGUGAGCCCGAGCAGUCCGGGUGACGUCUCGUAGGAACUGUGUAUGCUGCUUAGCCUCUGUUGUUGUACAGGCUUGUCAUUUGUUUGGUCUGCGCUUACCGGUAGGGCGCGCCUUGUCCGGUGAACGAUGAUGGUGUAUUAUGAGAGGGAUUUCUUAAGGGGUUCACGUUUGGUGUGCUUGGGUUGCUUUGAUAGAAACAUUUGGGAGAGGUUUAUCGCGCCUGCUCUGCUCUCUCAUGUAACUCCAGAUUGCUGAGCUGGCACCUGCUCUGCUCUCUCAUGUAAUGUAACUCCAGAUUCCUGAGCUGCUAUGUUUUUUUUUAA
Messenger RNA from Zea mays, 2165 nucleotides. Its product is annotated as casein kinase 1-like protein 2. The record is from RefSeq and is a predicted model, not a curated record. The coding region runs from base 331 to 1755 and encodes 474 amino acids. Gene Ontology annotation, molecular function: ATP binding; protein kinase activity. Gene Ontology annotation, biological process: protein phosphorylation. NCBI's taxonomy places the organism in Eukaryota, Viridiplantae, Streptophyta, Magnoliopsida, Poales, Poaceae. The transcript has 14 exons.